AUUGACGCAUUUAUCAUCUUCUUCAUCGGAAAAAAUUCUUGGAGUUAUCGGAAAAAGUUUCUUCAUCUACUACGGUGUUCGUAUCUGAUCCCUUUCGCUAUGUUAAACUAGAUUCACACGUUUGUUCGCAAAGCCGAGAUUCGCAUUUCGUCUUCUCAUUUCGAGAUUUCGUUUAUGGAAUCUCUGAAUCUUAUGUUGCGUGUGGGAUUUUACUUCCCUAUAUUGUGACUAUCGAAGAAAACUGUAUCUACGGUGAUUGCGGAGAGGAGAGAAAAUGGCGAAGAUGAUAAACAAGACGCUUGUACUUACCUAUAUCUACUUACUGAUCUACAUUCUUCUUUCUUCUGGAGUUAUACUGUAUAACAAGUGGGUUCUAUCUCCGAAAUACUUCAAUUUUCCACUUCCUAUAACAUUGACAAUGAUCCAUAUGGGAUUUUCUGGAUUUGUGGCUUUCCUUCUUAUUCGAGUUUUCAAGGUUGUCUCUCCUGUUAAAAUGACUUUCGAAAUAUAUGUGACCUGUGUGGUGCCUAUAAGCGCAUUCUUUGCAUCCAGUCUCUGGUUUGGAAAUACUGCAUAUUUGCACAUUUCAGUUGCCUUCAUACAGAUGCUCAAAGCACUAAUGCCAGUAGCAACAUUUCUCAUGGCCGUUGUUUGCGGCACGGACAAAGCAAGGUGUGACGUGUUCAUGAACAUGGUGCUGGUCAGUGUUGGAGUUGUAGUAUCUUCCUAUGGGGAAAUUAAUUUCAAUGUAAUCGGCACGGUCUACCAGGUCAUGGGAAUCUUUGCUGAAGCACUUAGACUGGUGCUAACUCAAGUUCUUCUUCAGAAGAAGGGCUUGUCAUUGAACCCAGUCACCAGCUUAUACUAUAUAGCUCCAUGCAGCUUUGUUUUCCUGUCCUUGCCUUGGUAUGUACUGGAGAAACCGAAUAUAGAUGUCUCGCAGAUCCAAUUCAACUUCUGGAUCUUUUUCUCAAACGCUCUCUGCGCACUUGCCUUAAACUUCUCCAUAUUCUUAGUAAUCGGAAGAACAGGCGCUGUAACAAUCCGGGUUGCUGGGGUUCUCAAAGACUGGAUUCUCAUAGCCCUCUCCACUGUCAUAUUUCCUGAGUCCACAAUCACUGGGCUGAAUAUUACUGGAUAUGCAAUAGCGCUCUGUGGUGUUGUAAUGUACAAUUACAUAAAAAUCAAGGAUGUAAAAGCGAUUCAACCAACCAGCGACAGCCUCCCAGAUCGAAUCACGAAGGAUUGGAAGGAGAAGAAUUCUUCAGAUGGGGGGAGCCCAAGAGGAUUAGAGCUUAAUGAUGAAGAAGCCCCUCUGAUAACAUCGCGGUUGUCGCAUAUCGGGCGGACUCAGCUUGGAAACCACACGGCCGUCUGAGAAUGACCCUUAUGUUGUUUCCCUUCUCAGGUGAAAAUGUGUUUUAUCUCUUUUGAAACCCAAACCUUUUAAAUAGAAUUUACCUCGGAUUACUUAACAUUGUUAGUUCUACAAAAAAGAAACGCAAAAUUAUUUGUAGGGUCUCUGAAAGUUAUAAAUGUUUUCACUAGAC
Molecule: messenger RNA, 1550 nt
Organism: Arabidopsis arenosa
Lineage: Eukaryota; Viridiplantae; Streptophyta; Magnoliopsida; Brassicales; Brassicaceae
Source: the annotation of a GenBank genome assembly